CCAUUUGGCGACUGUAGUCUUGUUCAUUUCGUCGUGCCGUAAAUAUUAACAAAAAAUUACAAUUCACGCAACCCUCUCUUGCAAAUUGCUAUAAAGUUGAUUAGAAGACCGUUUGCCCAUCUUUAUGAACUGAGCAUCAUGCCAGGCCUUCUAGAUCGACCCAAACUAACACAGGCUAUGGCUGCCGCUCUCAAACACCAUAUUCUCAAGGAGCGAGAACGAAAGCGUCAAGAAGAGGAGGAAGCAGAUAAAGCCAUUGAAAGGAAGAUGGAAGAAGCAGAACGUUUGAGAAAGAAGGCAGAGGCGGAAUCCUUGUCUCUGGAGGAGACUAAGGAACAGAUCAAGUCACUAGAGGAUAAACUCAAGUCUCUCAAAGCUGACAAGCACGAGUUGUUCUCACAACUCAAGAAGGUUCUCAAUGAGGAUGAAAACCGCAGAAGGCAACAGAUGAAGGAAAAAAGUGAAUUAAUGGUUGCCAUGAGCCACCAUCACCAGUAUCAUCCUACAUUGCACAUGCCUGGACCUCACAUGAUUGUGCAAGGUGCCCAUAUGCAGGGGAGGCCAGCCAUGUUGGAUAAGGGGCCCAUGUACCGCACACCAGCACAGCAACCUGCACAGGGAGUCCAUGGAGUGAAGCGGACUCGUAGCCCAUCUCCACCAGUGGUUGAGUUAUACCCUCAGCACCCUGUACAGCAAGGCCCGUACGGCCAGGGCCCAGGUUAUGGACAGAGCCAAGCUUCUCAUGGUUCCUACAGACAAGGUCAUCAACCAUACACCACAUCACAGGCCAACUCCAGCUACGUCAGCCAAUCAGCGACCGGUUACCCACCUGGUCAACAGGCAGUGCAUGCUGGGUAUGGAGCCAGCAGCCAAUCCACUGCCAGCAAGUAUCAAUCUAGGGAGUCAGCGUUCAGCUCCUACCCAAAUCAUUUUGUGCCCCAGCAAACUCCACAAGCCUACCAGGCUCAGCCUCAUCGUUACAUCCACGGUGGUCAGUCAGCCUCCGCAGCUAGCAUAGCUGUACACCAGGGACAGACAGUGGACCAGUCUGUUAAACAAGGUCCGUACCCUGAUGACCAAGGCCACUACCAACACAAACUACAAGGCCAGCAUCCUAGGCAGAUGGCUAGUGCCCAUCCACAGGCUCUUCACCCUCAGCAGACCUUACUCUCACAAUCUCAGGUACACCUGCAGGCACAACAGGGAAAGCCGAGUAUGCCAUCAUCCUAUACUCCUCGUAGGAAGCCUGAAUCGCCAAUAUAUCAACACAAGAAACCUAGCCAACAACAUCAACAGACACAACCUCAGCCACACGGGACAAGCUACCAGUCCUCCCAGCAAGCUCAGCGUCACGGCAGCUACCCCACAUCGCAGAGUCAACAUCAACAAGGAAGCAGUAGAUACUACUAAGUAACUAAACUAGAUAUCUACCACCAGGAGAGGAGCCUCUGUGUUAAAUUAGGCCAAUCAAGAGUGCACUGGAUUGGGAAUGCUGCUUCAAAAUGUCACAAGAAUUACUUGUUAACUUCCAGAUAAGCUUUUUAUUGUUCCGCAGAUGUGAACCUAGCCAGUAGUUAUUUGCUUUGUACCUGGCAACAGUCUUUACACAUCCAGUGUUGGCAAAAUCAACUGCUGUUACAGAAUAUCAGCAGCUUAAAAGCUCCCAAAAUGAACCAACACAAUUUGCUUAUAAAUC
Messenger RNA from Acanthaster planci (crown-of-thorns starfish), 1696 nucleotides. RefSeq lists its product as uncharacterized. Gene Ontology annotation, molecular function: transcription coregulator activity. Gene Ontology annotation, biological process: regulation of transcription by RNA polymerase II. The record is from RefSeq and is a predicted model, not a curated record. NCBI's taxonomy places the organism in Eukaryota, Metazoa, Echinodermata, Asteroidea, Valvatida, Acanthasteridae. Gene Ontology annotation, cellular component: transcription regulator complex.